AUGGGUGGAGGUGACUUGAACAUGAAAAAGUCUUGGCAUCCUCUCUUGAUGAAAAAUCAAGAGAGAGUAUGGAAAGAAGAAAGAAAAGCUGUAGAAGAACGUAAAAAGACAGUUCAAUUACAAAAAGAAUUAGCAGAAGAAAGACAAUUACAAGAAUUACAAAGAUUACAAGCUGAACAAGGUGGUGGUAGAAGAGAAGAAAGAGUAGAUUGGCUUUAUGCCACUCCUGCUACGGGAAAUGGGGUGAAUACAGAAGAACAAGAAGCUUAUUUAUUAGGAAAGAAAACGGUUGAUAAAUUGUUUAAAGAGAAAGAUGAAGCUGCUGCCAAGUUGGCUGCAAGAGCUAAUAAGGCGGAUCAAGAUAAACCUGGUGGAGGGUUUAUUUCACUUCAAAAUGCGAAUACGCUUAGAGAUACAGCAUCAAAGAUUAGAGAAGAUCCAUUAUUAGCAAUUAAACAACAAGAACAACUUGCAUUAGAAACAGCCAUGAAGAAUCCGAAUCGAUUGAAAGCUAUGAAACUUGAGAAAGCAUCUAAAGAAGAAAAAAAGAGAGAAAAAGAAUUGCGUAGGCUUGAGAAGGAAAAACGGAGGAGAGCGAAAGAGGAUCGCAAGGAUCGAAAGAGAGGAUACGAAGAUGAUCGAUAUGAUGAUAGGAAUGGUUAUCAUUCCAAAGGAUAUCAUUCAAGAGAACCUCUUGAUGUUCGUCAUCGUCGUUCGUCACCUGAUCGACAAGAUCGUAGACGAAGAUCUCCGUCUUUUGAUCAUCAUCACCGACGCUCUUUAUCUCCCGAACACUCCCACCGACGUUCUGCAUCUCCACCAAAUCGUGAAAGGUAUCAAAACAGAAACUCUAGAAGUCGAUCUCCACCACGAAGAAGACUAGUUCCUCAUUCAACCCAACCUAUCUCACCACCAAGGCGAGAUUACCCGAACAAACCUCAUUCCGGUAGAUCUUUUUCACCUAAACCUUCAUCACAAAGACCCCAAUCUCAGACAAUACCAAACCGAUCAACACCUUCAACCAAUUCCAAACUCUCGGAAUCCAAAGCAGCCAAACUAGCAGCAAUGCAAGCAAAUGCUCAAAGUUUGAAUCAAUCAAGAUCACAAAGAUUAAAAGAGUUAGAACAAGAAGAUUUAGAGAGAUUGAAAGUUGAAGAAAUUGAAAGAGAAAAGAAUCGAAUUAAAUCAGGUGGGAUUGGGGAUGGGACUAGAGCUAAAUUUGUUAGAGAUCAAGAAAAGAAAGUGUUUUUUGGUGAAAUGGAUUUGGGUGAACGUGUUAAAAGGAGUGGUGGGGUUGGAAUGAUGAAAGAUGCGGAAUGAUUUUAGUGUUUAUGCUUUGAACUUUAUCUUACUAUGUUUAGGCGACCAUGUCAUGAAGGUUAAGGAAGGGUAAGUGUUGUGUUGCUCACUUGUAUAAGUAGAUCUUGUGGAGGUUAUUGUAAUUAUACAUGCUUUAUUCACUUGGACUCGUGAUAAUCAGAUGAUGGAAGUUGUAGAUUUUUUUACGAUGCUUUGAUUUGAUCU
This is a messenger RNA of Melampsora larici-populina 98AG31, 1524 nucleotides long. RefSeq lists its product as uncharacterized. NCBI's taxonomy places the organism in Eukaryota, Fungi, Basidiomycota, Pucciniomycetes, Pucciniales, Melampsoraceae. The coding region runs from base 1 to 1320 and encodes 439 amino acids. Gene Ontology annotation, biological process: mRNA splicing, via spliceosome. The record is from RefSeq and is a predicted model, not a curated record. The transcript has 4 exons. Gene Ontology annotation, cellular component: U2-type spliceosomal complex.